AUGGCCAAGUACACCGAGGACAUUGCAGAAGACGUGUUCGUCGAUCCAGUCAAGAUGUCCGCCAACUUGACCCCAGCGAGCGACAUCCACGAUGUUAUCAUUGUCGGCGCCGGACCUUGCGGCCUAGCCGUCGCUGCUCGUCUUCACGAACAAACGCCCUCAGCGGUGUUCACUGACGAGGAGCACCAGCGGUACCACUGGAUCAAAAAGCACACUGGCAAGAUGAACCUUGUGCAAGCAGGCCGCUGCAAGAAAAACGGCGUGCGGGCGGAAAAGUGGAAUCGCGGACAGAGGACUUGCCCCUACGAAGAUGGGGGGGCUGUUUCAGCACGCCGGGGGUCUACCGACUCUGCCUCAUCAGUACCGUCGCUUUCCUCGGACUCUUCGACAUCAUCUGCAGCAUCUAUCUCGACGCUGGUUUUGGAUGGGACAGGGGAUCAGUGGUUGCAGCGGUGGAACAACGCGUUUCGGACCUUGGAAAUCAAGCAACUGAGGAGCCCGAUGUUCUUCCAUGUUGAUCCUGGCGACCGGGAUGGUAUGUUGGCCUAUACGCAAGAGGUUGGAAGAGAGAAGGAUUUGUGGGAGAUUUCGGGGUGUGUUGGGAAGGAAAUGAGCAAGCAUAAGAAAAAGAAGAGACGGCAGAGUGGAAAACCCCAGACCUUGGGCGUUGAAAUCGAUGAGCGCGAUCGCAAAGACUACUUCUCGCCCUCAACCGAUCUCUUCGCCGAUUACUGCGCCUCCAUCAUCGAACGAUACGGCCUGAAUGAAGCUGGCCAGAUCCUCAAGCAAGAGGUCACAGACAUCAGCUACGAUUACCUACCCGGCAAUUUAGAGGUUGUAGCCCCGAACUCCAAAGUCUUCACGCUUACUACUUCGACCGGGCAGAAGUUCUAUAGCCGAGCCGUUGUGCUUGCAGUGGGUGCCGGUGGCGCUGGAAUACAAAAGAUCUUCCCCUGGAAGCCCUCAAAUGAAACAGAAGGGGCCGAUGCUUGCUGCCACAGCAUGGAAAUCAGGACCUUCCCGAGUCCCAAUGUACGAAGUAAGAUCCAGCAGAGAGAGCAGACCAAUGUGGUCGUUGUCGGAGGUGGACUAUCAUCAGCCCAGAUUGUUGAUAUGGCCGUGCGAAAGGGCGUUACCAAAGUCUGGUUCUUGAUGCGUUCCGAAUACAAAGUCAAGCAUUUCGAUAUUGGUUUGCAGUGGAUGGGAAAAUACAAGAAUUGGGAGAAAGCAGCCUUUUGGUCAGCCGAUACCGAUGAAGAGCGCCUCGAGAUGAUGAAGACCGCUCGCAAUGGAGGUAGCAUCACCCCUCGCUACACGAGAAUCGUUAAGCAACACGUCGCAAACCACCGAGCGUCUAUUCACACACGCACGGAAGUUACUUCUCAUAGCUAUAACCCAGAAACUCGGACGUGGGCCCUAACUACCGACCCACCGAUCCCGAAUCUGCCCCCAAUCGACUACAUCUACUUCGCGACCGGAGCACGCUCUGACGUCCGCGAAAUGCCAAUCUUGAGUAAUAUUAAUGAUCAGUUUCCUAUCGAAGUCAAGGAGGGAUUUCCUUGUCUCACAGAUGAUCUCAUGUGGCGGGAAGAUGUGCCUCUCUACAUCACGGGGCGACUAGGGGGUCUACGACUGGGACCUGGCGCACCAAAUCUUGAAGGAGCCAGACUUGGCGCCGAGAGGAUCGCUUGGAGCUUGGAGGAGAUCCUCGAGAAGAACCGGGAGGUUGGGGACCAGUGCGAGGGAUUCUGUGGACUGGGGAACCGGUAUGCCUCGCUGGCGGGGGAGGGCGACGACUAUGGGGAGGAAUAA
Molecule: messenger RNA, 1812 nt
Organism: Penicillium canariense
Lineage: Eukaryota; Fungi; Ascomycota; Eurotiomycetes; Eurotiales; Aspergillaceae
Product: FAD binding domain protein
Exons: 5
Coding region: 1-1812 (603 amino acids)
Source: RefSeq, a predicted model, not a curated record